Messenger RNA from Anastrepha ludens (Mexican fruit fly), 2948 nucleotides. Its product is annotated as UDP-glucosyltransferase 2-like. The transcript has 2 exons. Lineage: Eukaryota; Metazoa; Arthropoda; Insecta; Diptera; Tephritidae. The record is from RefSeq and is a predicted model, not a curated record. The coding region runs from base 113 to 1675 and encodes 520 amino acids. Gene Ontology annotation, molecular function: UDP-glycosyltransferase activity.
GAGUAGAAGAGCCGAAGGAAAUUUCUUUUCGCAUUGUUACAAAAUAAUUAGUAAUUUUAUUUGUUAAUGGGAAAAUAGUUAAAUUUUUUAAAUAAAAAUUCAAAUUGAUAAAAUGUCAUUAAUGCCAUUAUCGGUGUUAUUGGUAUUGGCCAUAAUUGCGAGUCACAUUGAGAGCUUGAAUAGUGCAAAAAUUUUAGCUAUGUUCCCCUUCGACGGUCGAUCGCAAUACAUUUGCGUUGAAAAUUAUCUGAAAGCUUUAGCAAAGAGAGGGCACGAAGUCACUGUAAUUUCUGCAUUUCCACAAAAGCAGCCUUUACAGAAUUUUACUGAUGUUACCAUUCAUUUUGAAAAACAUAUAUUUGAAGAUCUAAUUGCAGACGCACCAGAGCCGACAAUCAGCAAAUGGCAAGAACUUAACUGGAGUAUCGAUUUUCUAAGCACACCCACACGCAAAGUGCUGGAGCAUACAGAGGUGCAGAAAUGGCUUCAAAAUGGUGUGACUUUCGAUCUGCUCAUCGUCGAAGCACUGCAACAGGAAGCUCUCUAUGCUUUGGCAUAUCACUUCAAAGCGCUACUCAUUGGCGUCUCUACCUUCGGAACUGAUUUUCGUAUCGACGAAUUAGUUGGAAAUACUUCGCCAAUCUCUUACAUACCCUCAGUCACAAGCCAUUUUACAGAUCGCAUGAAUUUUCGUCAGCGCCUAGAAAACUUAUACGUGCACAUUGUAGAGUGGCUACAUAAUCGUUUUGUGCUUAUACCCUUACAAUAUGAGUUGUAUAAGAAAUAUGUUCGAGUCAACCCACCAGCACCGUUUAUAGACGUACGCAAAAAUUUCUCACUGCUGUUGCUGAAUCAACAUUUCUCAGUGAGCAUAUCACGCCCAUACGUGCCGAAUGCCAUCGAAGUGGCCGGCUGGCAUAUUGAUCACAAACCCAGUAAGUUGCCUUUCGAUAUGGAAGCAUUUAUUAAUGCUUCUCCAAAGGGCGCCAUCUACUUCUCACUGGGCUCAAAUAUACGUAGUAAAAAUUUGUCCGAAAAAAAACGCGCCAUUCUAAUGGAGGUGUUUGCUUCGCUACCCUACAACAUACUCUGGAAGUUUGAAGUCUCAGAAUUACCUGAAAAGCCCAAGAAUGUCUAUAUCAGUAAAUGGUUUCCACAAUCCGAUCUGCUGGCGCACCCAAAUGUAAAAUUAUUCAUAACACACGGUGGACUGCUGAGCACCAUUGAGGCGAUCCAUUAUGCGAAACCGGUGGUGGGUAUGGCCAUAUACUACGAUCAACAUCUGAAUGUGGCGCGUGCACAGGCCAAGGGCAUCGGUUUGGGUGUCGAUUUCAGGAGUUUCACUGCCGACCAACUUAAAAGUGUCAUACUUGAGGUGUUGAGCAAUUCAAAGUAUACACGGCGCGUCGAAGAGUUAUCACGUUUGUAUCACGAUCAACCGAUGAAACCGCUGCAGACGGCAAUCUAUUGGACGGAGUAUGUACUGCGUUAUAAGGGAGCACCACAUAUGCGUGUAGCAGCGCAAGAAUUGAGUUUGAUCGAGUAUCAUAAUUUGGACACGAUUGUUGUGCUAUUUGGUGGGCCGCUAUUGGUGUUGCUUCUUGUUGUAUAUAUGAUUAAGAAAAUAGUUACUAAAAAAUUCACAAAAAAUUACGAGAAAGUUAAAAGCACAUAAAAACUAUUAACAAAAAAGAAAACAAAAAAUUACAAAAUAUGUGUUAGAAAUGAAGGCACCAUUUUUUCCAAAAAUUUUUUUUUAGUUUUCAACGUAGUCCCCUUUGAGAAAGAUACACUUCUCCCAACGCUCCGCCCAUUUUUUAACCUCUACAAAAAUAGAAUUUGUCGAAUUGUCCAAAAUACGUCUCUCUCUCGGCGAUGACUUCCUCGUUUGAACUGAAUUUUAUUCCCAGUAGCCAUUUCUUCAUGUUAGGGAACUAGAAAAAGUAUCAGGGAGCCAGAUCAGGUGAGAACGGAAGUGGGACAGCAAUUCACAAAGCACUUGACUUCUCUGCACGAGUUCAACCCAGACCAACGUCUUCUAUGGGCAGACCUCAUGAAGUCGUAAAUCCAUAGUUGAAUCGAUGCGGAAUUGACACCUAGAAAGGGUUCAGGGCCUAGUGGCAUACUUGCAGAGCCUUCAUUAGCCAGUUUAUUAGCUAACUCGUUCCCUGUAAUAUCACAAUGUCCAGGCAUCCAAAUAAGAGUAACUUUGUUGUGUUUUGCAACACUGUUCAGUUUUUAUCGAGCCCACAAAUAGUCAAGAAGUUCCAAUGAAAGGUGUCAUCCGGUCUUAGCACACAUUUCCUAUUUCCACAAAUAUCAUACAAACGCCUGCGUAGCGUAGCAAUGGGCUUUUAUAAAAAAUUCAAUACUGACCGCGUCAAUUGAAAUUAUCGGUCAGCAGAGGCGACAACGAGACGGCCCACUAUGUCCGGUAGCACUAGGUCCAACCGGGAAACAUACAAAAUGAAAAAGCGGUUUGGAAGUAAAGUCUGCAGGAAGAAAAAGACGGAAUCUCUUAAAGUCAAAACUAUAGAACUGGAAAACGAUUUUAAUCACAAAAAUCGCAGAAAAUUCUGUACUACCUUACAAAAUCGAACGCGUGAAUUCUAACCGAGACUCAGUGGCAAACAAAGUUUUAAAGUUCUUGACGAGAAAGAUCGUUGAACAGUUGUAAUCGGAUUUACUGCGAAUUUCUUCAGGUCCUUCUUUUUAAAAUCUCAGUACGCUUAGCCUCAGGGCAGUCUGAGGAGCAUAUAUCUUUGAUAGACAGAUCUAAUGGUGUCAUGUGCUAGAUCAUUUAACAUUUAAAACCUCAACUGGAUAUGAGCUGGAAAAAUUUCAGAUGCACUCUUUUUUAGUUAUUUUUCGAUAGGAUAAAUUUAAUAUCUUAUCCUUAAAUUUUCUUGAUAUUUCUUAUUAAAAAAAUAAAAUAAAUAAAAAUAAAG